GAAAUUACGGAAGUUGUAAGAUAAUUGCUUUGCUUUGGUUCGGAUGUUCACGGGCUUCCGUAGGAAACCGUACGGUCUACUGUGAAAACUGAAAAUAGACGUUCAAAAAGUGCUGCAAAAAUGUCGUCGGAGGAGUUCGAGAAAAUGCAUGAUAUCUACAAAAGCCUUUAUGACGAGCUGAAAGUGAUGCCGGAGCGAAUUUCUCGGUGUCAUGGAGAAGAAAGGAAGAGGUUGGUGAGAGACUUUGAUGAAAAGCUGGGAGAAGCAGAGGAAAUGCUGCAAGGCAUGGAUAAGGAGCUGGUGGUGGCACCUUCCUCCUUCCGGAACGCCAUGUCCACCAAGCUGCGCCUGUACCGCAGGGACCUGGGCAAGCUACAGCGUGACAUUAAGAGCUCCGACCCCAUUCUGGGCUUAUCUGGUCGGCCAGGCGACAAUACCUACAGCAUCUAUGCUUCCCAGAAUGAGCAAAGUACACAAGCACAGUCCCAGCGUGCCUUGCUGCUUCAGGGCACAGAAUCCCUUCAUCGUGCCACACAGAGCAUAGAGCGAAGCCAGCGCGUUGCUGUGGAAACGGAGCACAUCGGCACAGACGUCAUCGAGGAGCUGGGAGAGCAAAGGGAACAGUUGGACCGGACUCGUGACCGGUUGGUCCAUACGGGUGAGAACCUCAGCCGGAGUCGCAGGAUUCUGCGUUCCAUGUCUCGCCGAAUUGUGACAAAUAAAUUGCUGCUGUCAGUCAUCAUCCUGAUGGAGCUGGCUGUGUUGGGUGCAGUCGUCUACCUCAAGUUUUUCCGCCAUUAGGAGAGCUUGAGUGUUACCAGAGAAGAUGUCCUGCAUACCUGAGCCAGUCUUUUCUUGCACACUUCUUUGCUUAUUCUCCCACUGGAUCCUUCACUUAGCCAACAGAUGAGCUGGAAAGGAUGCUGAGCAAGAUGGCCCUCCCCACAGUUCCUUUGUCCUUUGACUGGAAUCCAGCACAAUUGUACCAAAGGAACGUGCAGUGCUGCCGGAGCCACGUGAACUGCUUGAUCAUGUGCAUCCAGAAUGCUUCUGGAACUGGUCCGAAGUGGUCUUGAAUCCUCCCUCUCUCAUCUACCCACCCGGUGCCGUGUGCACUGAAAUGAAGUGGUGUGCAAAUGCGAAGCACAUGGCUUUCACUACUGUUACAUUGACCCCUCUUACCAACCCCUUGCUGUUUAAUGAAAGAGCACCAGAAGUGUUUACCAGAUCAGAUGUGGUCAAGCACAAAGUGCUGCCUGCCUGGCAGCCAGCAGCCCGUAUUCAGACCCCUUGUGUGGCAGUUCUUGUCGCAUCUACACUUCUCAGCUCCUUUGGAACAAAAAUGAGGGGAAUGUAUAUAUGUACUAUGUUGCAAGCUCUGUUGAUCUACCUAUACAACCCACUAACCAGCAAAGCAUUAAUUUAAUUGUAUUUUUGUUUAGAAUAAACUAAUGUCUCUUGGGGUUGCCAUAAGUGUGUAAUGGCAAGUGUUUUCCCAUUUCUGCUGUGUACAGGAGCAUAUACUGUAUGAUGGUGUGUUGGGUGUCUCAGGGCAGAAUUUCAAAUGGCAUUCCUGUCUUAUUUAAUGACCAGUGAGGUGUCAGUUAGCCGAGUGUGGUCACUCCACCUACUGCUGGUUUACUGCAUUGACUCACUAAUCUUGGGAAUGCUUACCCUGUUGGGGAGGUUUGCAGCAGCAUUCCUAGGUAGCCAUUGCCAAAUGUUUUGAAAAGGAUGGCUGUUUCUGUAGUGCACAACUCGACAAUAUUAUGGGCAGUUUGCUUUGGAGUUUAAUACUUUGCAAAAUACAUUUUUUGAUAUCUGUAUGGUGCCCCUGGUUGACCUGCAGGAAUGUAAUGCACAGAUGAAGGAUACUUUGUAAUAUGUCUGAUACUGAUAGUAAGUUUUUAAAGUUGAUGGAGUUGAUGAUUUCAGUGUUUUAAUCAUAGCAGUGAAAUAUUUUCAGAAAUGAAUCUUUGCCACAACUGUUCUCCUUUAUUCUGAUGAGAAUGGGACAUCACAAAUAUACAGUAGGUUUAAGUUUUAUGUGGGGCAGUUGUAAAAUUUGUCUUUA
Molecule: messenger RNA, 2074 nt
Organism: Scleropages formosus (Asian bonytongue)
Lineage: Eukaryota; Metazoa; Chordata; Actinopteri; Osteoglossiformes; Osteoglossidae
Product: vesicle transport through interaction with t-SNAREs homolog 1B-like
Exons: 6
Coding region: 121-801 (226 amino acids)
Biological process (GO): macroautophagy; regulation of protein localization to plasma membrane; Golgi to vacuole transport
Cellular component (GO): endoplasmic reticulum membrane; SNARE complex; ER to Golgi transport vesicle membrane
Molecular function (GO): SNAP receptor activity; SNARE binding
Source: RefSeq, a predicted model, not a curated record